Molecule: messenger RNA, 1236 nt
Organism: Bactrocera tryoni
Lineage: Eukaryota; Metazoa; Arthropoda; Insecta; Diptera; Tephritidae
Exons: 3
Coding region: 348-977 (209 amino acids)
Source: RefSeq, a predicted model, not a curated record
AAUUCGGUAGUCAACUACGCAAAAAACACAUUUCUAGUUAACUUUUAUGAACUAACUAAAAGCUAACUACAAUGUAAUGCAUAAAUGCCCCACAUCAGAGCGAGCAUAGAGAAUGCAGGUGUUUCUGUUUUUGAUUUUUUUCUCAUCUUUACUGUUAGUUCUUUGUAAUCUCUCUUUUCGUUAUUAGUAGGCUGUAGUCAAAUGUCCGUGAAUCAGUUGAUGAAUCGUGUGCAAGCAAAAGUGACACAAAAUUUAAAAAGAUAAAGUUGUUAAUUAAAUUAAAAAGAGUACAAAUUCUCAAUCUGAUUGCUUUAAAUUUUAAUUAUUGUGUACUUGUAAAAAGUAAAAUGAGGGGUGUAAGCAAAAGGCAUUUGAGACGGUUAAUCAAAAAGGAAAAAGAUGUGUUUUCUAGUAAACUUUUGUCUAAUAGUGUAGCUCAAUUAGAAGCCACGUGCUCCUCUGUUAAUGCUCAGUGUCAUGACGAAGGCCAUAUGGAAAGUAGUGAUAUUGGCAAUACUUUCGAGCAAAAAUUUGCAUAUGACAUAAUUAUGAAGUCCUUGGCUGAGCAGAAAGUGUUGACGGAAAGGGUUCUUCACCAAGAGGUAACCAACAAUAAUGCAUGUGCAGUUUUCCCCAUAAAAAGUGUCAACGACUUACACGACUUCAACACUAUUAUUAGUGAGGACAAUCGUGACCUCUACGUUAACAGGAUGAAGGCUUUGUUAAAAGGGCGCCUGGCGAAAACAUUGACAGAUGUUAUUUCCCAAAGUGUGUGCAUAGAAAUCAAUUUGGAUGGAGUUCACGGCAAGAAGCGUUUGAAAGAUUUUAAAGCUUUUUACCAAACUUUAAUGGAUGCUUGUCGUUCGCUUGGUUUUGAAGACAACGAAAAGGAGAUAAGGAAUGCCUUGAAAAUCAUUAAAAAGCGGCAUUUCCAUGCAGAAUGUAUUAAAAAUAAGAAGAAUAAAACAGAAAAUUAAUACUUUAUUUUUCGGCCUUUUUUAACUUGUGUAAUUGAUUUGUAGCUAAUUUUAAAAAAGUCAACUGAUAGCUUCCUACUAAAUAACUAAUUUUUAACUAACUGCUAAGUAACCAACUUGUAGUUAACUUAAAUAAAUAGCUAAUAGCUAAUAUAUAGCCAACUACUAAGUAGCUAACUUUAAGUUAGUUGAAAAGUCAUGCAGUGUCGGAUAAUUGACUACUGCCUAGGACAUCGCAACAUUAAAAUAGUCAGUUGGC